CCCAUGUUUCAGUCCCGACUCUUUCCCGAAAUGACCAGCUCCGACGCCAUCCAAGGGAGAGAGUUCAAGCCGUGGCGUUGAAGAUUAAGCAGGCGCUGAGUGUUGCAGCGAAUGUAUUGAACGAGGUGUUAGUGUAAUGCUUAAUGCUUGAUACCUAUAAGAAUCUCAGGUCGCAUCCUUGCUCCCCGACCGUGGUAUAUGGAUCUCAGAGCACGAUUAAUGAUCAUAGAGAAUCAUCCUACCCAAGCUUUCAAGUAAACAAAAGUCCCAGAUUCUUUAAAGGAACGAAUAUUAAGCGAAGGGCCCCCCUCUUAAAUGUGAGACGUAGCGUCGGAGACUAACUCCUGGAACGCACCCCACUGGUGCGACCGUGCAACCGUGCAACGCCCUCGAGAUUCACAUCCGGGACGUCCAUUCGCUUGAUCUUGGGCUCGGCCCUCAGGACCCCAUGAAAUUACCCGAUGCGCUCCUCCGAUUCGACCCAGGGUCUCGUUUCUUUCUCUGAUCCAUACCGGUCUGCCGUCCGGUCUGGCUGGGCUCUCUGCUAACCGUGCUAGCCCCUGCCGAAAGCCUGAGAGCUAUCGUCUUGCGAAGCGACCUGAAACUCACCCCGGGGGUGGGACUAGGGACGGACUAUCCAAAAUGCACCCAUCAGAAUGCGAGAAUGCGAGAAUGGGAGGGGUUGGGAAGGGGCUUAGUCGGAGGUGUUUCUUGUUCACGGUGAUAUGUUGAGCGAAGAUGGACACACACCUUGGACAAGUUCCUUUCCAUGCUGAUAGACUGCCGAAUGAUCAGAAGGUUCACGUGUUUAAUGCCACAUUCACAGCAGAUACGAGGACUCGGACCGGCCAUUUUAAUAUCUGGCGAUAUUAAACUGGGCCGACCUCAGAGCAGCGGGACGGAGGCUUGGAGUUCUGGUUGCGAGACUCCACCGGCGUUGCGGCGCCUCGUGGGAAAUUGAAGGAACUAAUCUAAUUGAGGCUUGAACUAGACGAGUUUUUGUGUCAGGCGGGCCAUUCGGGUUACUCUUUCUUUUUCUCUUGUGGAUGAGCUCUCGAGUGGCGUGCCGUGACUCUGGGGUCUACAGUCGCAGACGACUCCGUACUGUAGUAGUGACGAGUCCUGGUCUGGUCUACCGGUCGACUGGUUCCACGCCUCUCUUUCUCUCUCUCUUUCUUCUCUUGCUUUCUCUGCGCGUCGCUCUCUUUUUCCUUCGAGGAGCUUGAGGCUCUUCUCCUUUCUGGUUCGGUGCUUUACUGCCCCCGCUCGAAACAUCGCCGGUUUGAUACCAGCGACACUGUUUUCUUCCCCUCGUUCUAUCGUGACAUAGUCCUCCAUCGUUGACUUGUGAGGCAUUGAAUGCCCUUCCAUUCUUUUUUUUCUUUUUCACUUUGGAUUGCUAGCCUGGACUCUCGUGGUUUCCAAGCUUGCCUGCUCGAUCGCGAUUUCUGCCUUAUUCGCAUUCGAUUAUCACUCGACAAGGCUUUCGCUGCAGAGCUUCCGCUGCUUCGAUAUAUCGCAUCUCCAUUCUCUCGUUUCGUAUCUUCGCAUCUACCUUCGUUUCUUUCUCGAUCAGGGUAUCGACUCUUUCGAAUUUCUCACUGCGUUUACUCUUGGGGCAUCACUAGAGAAACUCUUUCUGACCAGAAAAGAUCUUUUGCGUUUUCACUUGAUGCCACGAAAAGCCCUAUUCUCUCGUCUGAACUCCUCGAUACGACACCCCGCAGCAUAAUUCUUAGCUCGCUUUGUCGAAUAACGAGAAAUCAGAUCAAAUGAGUACCAGACCCCCUGGAAGUGGUGGGCCCAGCCCCGAUUCCUCGAAAGGGCCCGAUCGCAAAGGGUCCGUCAAGAGAGCGAGAGAGUUGCUGGAAGCGGGUGUUCGUCCAACUCGAUCCUCGCCAACAGUCCCAGUACCGGCGCCUAUGCCCCGGCCUCCCCCGUCGUCAGGAUCUGGACCAUCUCCCGCUGCUAGAAAUCUCGCCCACCAGACGCAAUGGCCUCUUCCCGAGUCGGGUCUACCUCCUCGUCCGCUGCAGCCUCAGCCUCUGAAUCCUCAGCACCCUAGAUUUCUGAUCCCUCAAGGUCCUCCUCCCUCACGACCGCCGCGUCCUAGUGAGGUUCCUUCGCAAAUCCCUUCUCCCUCAAUUUACUCUGUACGGAGUGGUGUAGACUCCGAGACGAGCUCGGUCUACCCCAUUCUGCCAGCUCGUUCUUUCUCGCACCCCAAACCACUGUACAUACAACACCAACAGCAGCCGCGCCCAUCUACAAAUGACGGUCCCGCAAGCCCAACCAGUACCCUGGAUUUGACCCCUCGCAUCUCAAUCGCCACAGACGAGCUAUUCCACCGUCACUCGACUGCUUCCGGCUCGUCUUCUGUCCCCGAUGUACCGCCGAUUCCACUCCCUGAACCGCCUUACCCGCAAGGGAACUCUCGGCAACCUGUUGCAGGUCUUUUACCACCAUCCCAUCUUCGCAAAUCCGCCGUUUCUCCUAUCCCUGAAGAGCUCUCAAAUCCCCGCCAAACUCUCGGUUCGCUAGCUUCCAGUCGCGUGAUUCCAUCCAGCUGGGGUUCUGGUCCACCCGAGUCAGAAAUCUUAGGCGCGUAUCUGGAUGAUCCAUCGGAUGAUGAAAACAACAACCAUCAUCACCAAGUAGAGGAUGUUACCCUUGUCCGAAACGCCAGUCUCGGCAAGCGCGGCAAACCGACGAUGCGCACAAUCAUGAGGUCGAACCCCAACUCGGAGGUUGAUACUAUCCCCGACGUGCCAUCUUCCAACCCCCAGGAGGAGUAUACUCGGCAGCAAUCAAUCGCCGCGGCAGCUGGCGGUCUUGCAAUCGGCACUGCAGUCAGCCAAGUGCUUCGUGCUCCCACCACGGGGCGCCGGAUGUCUACUUCAACGGGCUCGGACGAGUCCUGCGUUGACCCUGAGAAACCACGGUUCGCGCAGCAGCACGAUCACCCGGCCUACGAUUCAGCUGUGGAGAAGGAGCUUGAGGUUCUGCCCAAGGCCGCACCGACCAUGAGUGACAAGCGACCUGGCGGCAAGAAGCCUCCUCGCUUGGACAUGAGUGCUGUCCGCGAUGCCGAGGCGCGUGGUAGUCUGUCUAGCCUAUCUGAUCUGAUUCGACGCGCAACCAAGCUAGCUUCGAAUCUCGACCGGGGGAAGACUGCCAGCCGAUGUGAUAUGCUGGCCACAGAUGCCGACUUUAAAGCUGCAUUAGGUGAGCCAGGCCGCCGACGCGGUUCCGGUUCUAUCACCGAUAUCCUCACCUCCUUCCCUCGACCAGGCCUGCAGACGCCAGAAGGCCGCAGCUCAUGGCCGGUAUUCUUCGGUCGAUCCGGUUUGCGCAAUGUGGAGCCCCUCCACUCCCACGACGAGGACCCGAAUGUCAAAAAGCCUGCGCGGAAAUGUUGUGGCAUGCCCCGCAAAUGGUUCAUCUUGCUGUGCAUCCUUUUCUUCAUCAUCGUGGUGCUAGCCAUCCUGCUCCCGAUCUUCCUCGUCGUAGUGCCGAAGCAGAACCACAGCACCUCAGGUUCCUGCGCAAGCACAAACCCCUGUCAAAACGGCGGCGUGAGCGUUUCCAGUGGCUCUGAGUGCUCGUGCGUGUGCUCGGACGGGUACACGGGCUCACAAUGCACCGUGGCUGGGGACAGCAGCUGCGUUACGUCGGAGGUGAAUGAUAACAAGAAGGCCACGAUGGGUAGUGACCUGCCAGACGUGUUCAGUGCGUCGUCGAGUAAAUUCAACAUCACGCUGGACUCGGUGACUAUCAUGGCUCUGUUCAGCAUGAACAACGUCUCCUGCAAGACUGAAAACGCGCUCGUCACCUUUGACGUGCAGACUGCCACCAGCAGCAGCAGCAGCAGCAACACCCGCCGCGCCGUCUCCCUUCCCGUGGACCUGCCCCAGUUCGCAGACGCGAAGGGCACCCCGUUAUCUGCACUCGACUCAACCGAACCCACCCCAGUCCUAGCUCCGCGGGCAGUGGCCACCUCGAACGGGAUCCUCUACGAUAACAGCGGUUCAUCGACAACCAGUGCGACCAGCACCGCCACUACGGCCAUGGCGACGGCCAUCGCCGCCAAUUCGACCAACACCACCAGCAGCGCUAGCAGCGCCGACAGCACUGACACCGGCGUGCCCACGGAAGUCGUCGAGUUCUCGCAGGUAGCAGUUCUGUAUAUUCUACAGAAGACCGGUUCCUUGACGUCUGCAAUGUGGGCCGAGGGCCAGAUCGAGACGUACCUAGCUGAUUCGUAUGCGAACGCCACGCAUCCGACGCUGGAGCUGAUGGGAUUGUAUGGGCUGGACUUUGAGAAGAAGACUAUCACACUGCAGAAUGGAACGGUGGUUGGCUGAGCUGCGUUGCUGAGACGCACUGCAACAUACAUUUUAAGGGUAUGACUAUAUUACUCUGUGAUGGUUGUUUGAGUGGAUUGGAAAUUUGGGAAACUUGUAUAUAGUGUAGGACUACAUGGCGCUUGGACUUGGGAGUCAAACUCGACACUCGAUUUUGGACUCGGAUAUAUCGCCGAUGGACCCCGUGAUCGGUGUACAUUACGGUUAUAAUGCAACGGAGUCAGGGCGUGGGCACCCAGCCGAAUAUUUGCAAGUCAUAUUCAGUGUUUCUCUGUAGUACUACUAUGUUCGAGGGCGUGCAAUAUCUACUUCGUACACCCGUACAUAUUGAAUGUAGA
Molecule: messenger RNA, 4702 nt
Organism: Penicillium brasilianum
Lineage: Eukaryota; Fungi; Ascomycota; Eurotiomycetes; Eurotiales; Aspergillaceae
Source: the annotation of a GenBank genome assembly